Molecule: messenger RNA, 1230 nt
Organism: Vitis vinifera (wine grape)
Lineage: Eukaryota; Viridiplantae; Streptophyta; Magnoliopsida; Vitales; Vitaceae
Exons: 5
Coding region: 55-996 (313 amino acids)
Molecular function (GO): hydrolase activity
Source: RefSeq, a predicted model, not a curated record
CUCUCUACAAAAAGGGGUUGUGUUAAAUUUCUCAGAAAAAAACCUAAAGAAAAGAUGGAGCAGAUUCAGCACAAGCAUGUUGAAGUAGGAGGGCUAAAGCUUCAUGUGGCUGAGACAGGCACAGGUCCUAAAGCGGUGCUGUUCUUGCAUGGCUUUCCUGAAAUAUGGUACUCAUGGAGGCACCAAAUGGUUGCUGCUGCAGCUGCUGGCUACCGAGCAAUUGCCUUCGAUUUCAGGGGCUAUGGGCUCUCCCAACACCCUCCUGAGCCUGAGAAGGCAUCAUUUGGUGAUCUUGUGGUUGAUGUAAUUGGAGUUAUGGACUGUUUAGGCAUCAAUAAGGCAUUUCUAGUAGGGAAGGACUUUGGAGCUAUGCCGGCAUUCCACGUAGCCGUAGUCCACCCUGAAAGGGUGUCUGGUGUCAUAACACUGGGUAUCCCUUUCUCUCUACCAGGUGUAUCGGCCAUCCAAAUGCAUCUCCUUCCGAAAGGCUUCUAUGUUCAGAGGUGGCGGGAACCAGGGAGAGCUGAAGCAGAUUUUGGUCGCUUUGAUGUUAAGACGGUGAUAAGAAACAUCUACAUUCUCUUUUGUGGAAGUGAGCUCCAAGUAGCCAGUGAUGACCAGGAGAUCAUGGACUUAGUUAAUCCAUCUACCCCUCUACCGCCAUGGUUCACUGAGGACGACCUCAAAGUCUACUCAAGUCUAUACGAGAAUUCUGGGUUUCGUACUGCACUGCAGGUUCCAUACAGGACUUUGGCUGAAGAUUGUGGUAUAACUGAUCCAAAAAUUACAGCUCCAGGGCUGCUAAUCAUGGGUGAGAAGGACUAUGCUCUAAAAUUACCUGGGUUGGAGGGAUACACGCGGAGUGAGAAAGUGAAGGAGUUUAUGCCAAAUUUGGAGAUCAUUUUCAUGGCAGAAGGGAAUCAUUUUGUCCAAGAACAACUUCCAGAGCAGGUGAAUCAACUACUCAUCACCUUUCUCAACAAACAUAGCACCUGAUGAAGAUGCUGUGCGAGUUCAAUUGCAGAAUAAGAAGAUCCAUGAGAAGAAUAAGAUGUCCACUGUGGCAGCUUUAAGAAUGUAUUUGUUAAAGAUCUCUUAUGGAGUUUUUCACUCUGACUGCCAUCUUAAUUUGUCACAUGUAUUCAAUUACUGAACUAUGGUGGAUCAACAUGGUUUCAGGUCCAUCAACUUGGUUGAAAAACCUAGAAGGUGAAUCUCAAUUAUGAAUUA